Cinclus cinclus is the source of this 558-nucleotide messenger RNA. RefSeq names its product UPF0450 protein C17orf58-like. NCBI's taxonomy places the organism in Eukaryota, Metazoa, Chordata, Aves, Passeriformes, Cinclidae. The coding region runs from base 100 to 558 and encodes 152 amino acids. The transcript is spliced from 2 exons. The record is from RefSeq and is a predicted model, not a curated record.
UAAUUCCGCGGUCAUUGGAUUAGUAACCAGCGGUGAUGAGAUCAGCGGGAUCGGCUUUCGCGAGGGGGCACGGCGCUCCCCAGCUGUGCCGGCUCUCGCAUGAGGCGGCGGCGGGCAGCCCAGGGGCAGGCAGCGCGCACAAAGCCCGGUAGCCGCCGCAGGCCGCCGCCCCCGGGCACGGCUCCCGGGCGGCCCGGCCGCCCCGAGCCCCGGCAGCCGCCCGCGGCUCCCCCCGGCCGCCCCUGGCUCCUCUCGCCUCCCCGGGGCAGCCGGCGGCGGGGAGCAGCCUCUGCCGGGCGGGCGCGCUCCGGGCGGGGGACGCGGGCUCCCAGCGUGGCGAGCUCGGCCACGGCGGCUCCCGAGUUUGUUUCCUUGUGCUUCGCGUCCCCUCCCCGGUAUCGCCUCUCUGCCGGCAUAGCGGAUCGGUGGUGGAGCCGUGCUGGGGGUUUAUGGAACAUAUUUUACUCUGAAAACAUUGCUGCUAAAAAACUCCGAACAGGGGAAGUAAAUCCAGUCAGCUUGUCAGGUCACUGGCUCGGUGUAACGGUGCUUUCAUGA